AUGAAAACAUUGCCGAGGUCUGGUAAUGAAGGUAUAGGUGCAAAUCGUUGGUAUCAUACAGGCGGUCUUAUUAUUGUACCAUAUGAUUUUAAAUGGAUGUUAUUUUAUGAGAGAGAUACUUAUAUGUAUGAUGGUGAUAAAAACAGAAAAGGUUUUCUGAAUAAAUUGAACAUAUUUAAUCAAAUAUUUAAAUUUUGGCAAGAGUCAAAACAAUUAUUAUUGUCAACAAUUGAUUUAUCAAUGAUAAAACAAGAAUUUAUUGAAUUUAUAGAAUUUAUAAGAUAUUAUGAAAAUGAACAUCAUAUAUUAGAGUUAUUUUUCAAAUCCAAAAGUAUAUUUCAUCAAAGUAUGUUUCUUGAUAAAAUAUUACCAUCUGCAACUGUUCAUGUAUCACAUACGUUUCGCUUAAAUAAAUCAAGCUUUUAUAUAUGUGAAAAAUUUAUUGAGCAUUUGAAAUACAAGUCGUAUAAUAGAAUAGAUGAUGCAAUUGAAUUUAUUUCGGAGAUGAUUAUUGAUGAUACAUUCAACAACUGUGGUGUUAUUAUAGCAACAAUGAUAAAUACACUAUUAUUAUUCGUAUUUAACAUCAGCAACAAUAAAUCGUUACGAACAAUAGGACAAUUAAUGAAUUUAUUGUAUCUUCUUUCACUUAAAUUUUCAGAUUAUAUUUUAUCACUUAAAUUAAUAUCUAAUUAUAUUCUAAAUAUUUCAUCUAAUUGUGAACAAGUUGUUAAUGAUAUUAUACCAUAUUUAAUUAAAAUAAUAAAAUAUAAUAAACGUAGUCAUAGAGAAUGGUUAGUGUCAUUGUAUAAUUAUGUUAUUGAUAUUAUAGUUAAAUAUAUUUCGUCUAUUUCGAAUAUAAUUAAAGUUGAUAAAACAUGGAGAUUUAUAUACGAUAAAAAAGAAACUGAUUGUAAUUGUAAAGACUGUUCUAAAUUAAUUCAAUCUAUCCAUAAUUCAAAUAAAAACCAACAUUUUAUUGAUACAAAUAUUGAUAGACCUCCAUGA
Messenger RNA from Didymodactylos carnosus, 1008 nucleotides. Lineage: Eukaryota; Metazoa; Rotifera; Eurotatoria; Philodinida; Philodinidae. The record is from the annotation of a GenBank genome assembly.